UUCACAGAUGAAGACUACGAUGAAGUUCUCAUGAACUUAAUAAAGAAAAAUGCCACUGUCAUCGUCAUUUUUGGAGAACAACAGCUAGCAAGGAACAUGAUGUCUGCUGCUACAAGGAAAGGUGUCUACGAACGAUUCGUCUGGCUCGGGAGUGAAGCUUGGGGGAAGCGAGAAUACGUGUCCAACGGCAACGAAAGAGUUCUGGAGGGAGCUAUUAGUGUCUCUUAUGUGACACAGCCGCCAAAAGGAUUCAUUGAAUAUUUCAUGAAUUUGACGCCGACAUCUGCUAAGGAGACGAAUCCCUUUUUCUAUGAGUAUUGGGAAGGACAUUUGGAAUGUAGAUUAGAAGGCUUUCCUGAAACACCCUUCAAUCAACACUACACAAGAAUAUGCUCCAAGGAAGAAAGAAUCCCCGAUGAACUGUACCUACGCGCCAUGCCAUCAGCCCAGCUCGUGAGAGACGCAGCUCAUGUCUUCGCUCGUGCUCUGCACGAGUUCCAGAAAGAACAUUGCGGAGAUGUAUUUUGCAACGAGUUGAACCACAUUACUGGGACUCAACUGAAGGAGUUUGUUAAAAGAGUUCACUUCGAAGAUGAAUAUGGUAAUUCUUUCCAGUUUGAUAAAAAUGGUGAUGCACUACCAAAAUACGAUAUAAUCAACUACCAAAAGAUCAAUGGAACAAAUGAGUAUAGAUGGGUAACAGUUGGGAAGUAUACAGAAACUAAGGAUAACGUGCCGAUUCUUCAACUGCACCUGGAUGCGAUGGUUUUCAAGCACGACAAAAAACGGUUUCCAGAAUCGCUCUGCAGUGCCCCUUGCCUUCCCGGAGAAGCGAUGAUAAUCAUGGACCAAGAUGUCUGCUGCUGGCACUGCCUGAACUGUUCCGAAUACGAAAUCGUCGAGAAGGAAACCAAGUGCACAGAAUGUCUGUUGGGUUCCGUUCCUAACGAGAACAAGACUUCCUGUGUUGAGCUACCCAUUAAGCGUAUCCACUUCGGAAAUCCGUGGGCCAUUGGAGCAAUGACGUUUUCUGCCCUGGGAAUGCUGUCUUGCAUUUUUGUUGGAAUAGUUUUCUGUAUCUAUUGGGAUACUCCUAUCAUCAAAGCUUCCGGAAGAGACCUGAGCAGUUUUCUAUUGCUCGGUAUCGCACUUCUUUUCAGUACAACAUUUGCUGUUGUGGCGAAGCCUGCUGCUAGUUCUUGUGGUGCUGUAAGAUUCUUCCUGGGAUUUUAUUACACACUUUGUUAUUCAGCCAUUGUGAUCAAGACUCGGAGGAUUGCUCUGAUUUUCGACCAGUCCCUCAGAAAGGAGUGCCGCAAAGUGCGAUACACGAGACCAAAGUCACAGAUGAUGAUGAUUGCUGCAUUACUUGCCGUUGAAGCUGUCAUUACUGCAGUAUGGUUGGUACAUGAUCCUCCAGCAGCUACUUUUCUGUAUCCUAGUCGAGUAGAAAGGGUUCUCAUCUGCAAGGGUUCCGACUCGGCAAGUUACCUUGUUGGACUGAUCUAUCCCUUCAUCUUAAUGGGAUUCUGUACUGUUUACGCAUUUAAGACGAGGAAGUGCCCGGAUGGUUUCAAUGAAGCCAGGUUGAUUGCUUUCACGAACUACACAACUUGCAUCAUCUGGAUGGCUUUCAUACCAACAUUUACCAUCAACAGCAGCAACACGAUUCGUACCAUAACAUUGAGUACUCUUUUCAAUCUGAGUGGUUCUGUACAGCUGCUUUGUUUGUUUAUGCCGAAAGUGCAUAUCGCCCUCUUUCGACCCGAAAAAAACACUAAAGAAAGUGUGAUGUGCUAUUAUCAGCACACUGGUAGUUCCGAAACACCAGUAAAAAUACAAGAAGUGAAAUAGUUUUUAUUUUUUGUUUGAAUUUUUUAUGUUCUUAGCAAAUUUUAUACCCUAAAACCAGUUCUUUCCAUCUUAUGGUUUGCAGGCCACAUCAAGCCCACAAAACUGAUCGAUGGGCCCGUUGUUUAAUUAACUGUUACAAGUCGAAAAGGUGUAUUUUAACCAAUGUUAUUAA
Messenger RNA from Uloborus diversus, 2026 nucleotides. Its product is annotated as metabotropic glutamate receptor 3-like. Gene Ontology annotation, cellular component: membrane. NCBI's taxonomy places the organism in Eukaryota, Metazoa, Arthropoda, Arachnida, Araneae, Uloboridae. Gene Ontology annotation, molecular function: adenylate cyclase inhibiting G protein-coupled glutamate receptor activity. Gene Ontology annotation, biological process: G protein-coupled receptor signaling pathway. The coding region runs from base 31 to 1854 and encodes 607 amino acids. The transcript is spliced from 8 exons. The record is from RefSeq and is a predicted model, not a curated record.